UCCUCUCUAUCUCCUCCCUUCCCCUAUCUCUCUCUCCCAAUUCUAUCUUUCUCUCUCCCGCAUCUCUCUUUCCUAUCUCAUCUUUCUCCCCCUUCCCCUCCCCUCCCCCCUCUUCCUGACCCCUACUUGGCACCUUUAUACCCGAAGAGGCACCCCGCUGGCACUCUCUCCAGGCACCUUCACGUGGCACCAUGACAGUGACUUACACCCACGAGGUCGCCGAUUGCAAAGGAUUCGGAAACUUCUGGCGACUACUCUUCAGAUGGCGAGGGAGCGUGUACAAGCUCGUGUGGCCGGAACUGAUUACUUAUCUGUUAAUGUAUGCGCUGUGCUCAGUCCUGUACAGAAUCGUCUUGGAUGAACAAGGUCGGAGGAACUUCGAGCAGGUGUCCCUCUUCUGCCACCACUUCAGCGACCUCAUCCCCGUGUCCUUCGUGCUGGGCUUCUACGUGAGCAUCGGAAGGAACUGUCCGGAUCCGCAGAGGAGUUGGUGAAGCACGAGGGCGCGGACGAGGAGGACAGCGAGGAAAGGACGAAGAAGAAGCUGGCUUGGAAGAGGGAGGGGGGCGCGCAGGCCGCCGAGGUCCGCUUCCGCUCGCAGAUCUCAACCACAUCAGGAGUUUCGGACGCGUUGUCGGAAAACAGCCAACUGAGAAGCGAAACGAGUCAGUGUUCUAUCCUCACUUCCAUUUUCCAAGACCAGGAGGAGAACCCAGAUAAUGACGAUGAUGGUGAUGAUGGAGAAGAGGAGGAGGAGGAGAAUAAUGAUGAUGGUGAGAAGGAGAGGAGACGGAGAGAACCUUCGGGAAGCAGCAACGUCUCCGGUCGCUCGGGAACAAGACGCCAGCCAGGGAACCGCCGCGUCAUGCCCACCUUCAGGUACAGCCGCGUGUCGGAUGAUGACGACACCAAACGAUGACGUCACAAAGGCAUUCGAUGACGUCAUAAAGGGAAGAAAAACGAAAGAAAAUCGUCGGUUGUCUUGACUGUCCGUUGCUGGGUUGUUUACGUACAAACAAUUUGAAUAUUCAAAUGAUGUUUAGAGGUAGAUGUACAAGUAGAUACAAACGAUGCACAUGUUAGCGUAGAUGAUAGGUUUGUGCACAAAGCUUCAGAUAAAAGUGACAGGUAUUAUAUAGAGUUACUAACAAUACUUUUUUUAGAUAUAUGUUAAUUUUCAUUUCUAAAAAGGAAGUAGAACUUAUUUUUCGGUUUUGUAAAACAUAUUCACACACGCACACAUACACAUGCACACACACGCACGCGUAUACGCACACAUAGACACACACACACACACACACACACACACACACACACACACACACACACACACACAAAAACACACACACACACACACACACACACACACACACACACACACAAAAACACACACACACAAACAAACACAUAUAUAAUAUGAAAUAUAUAAAAUUUGCGAUUUUCUGAAAUACCGAAUUAUGUAGCAUCAUAUUCACCACUUUCAGUCAUUUCCCAUUUUCAGAGAUUAUUGUCGCCACAUUCAGAACAUUCUUCACUCAAAAAAACCCGAUGAAGUGAAUUAUUUUUGCUAUUCAGAUGAAACAAUAAAAUUUGUAUUUGU
Molecule: messenger RNA, 1600 nt
Organism: Penaeus monodon (black tiger shrimp)
Lineage: Eukaryota; Metazoa; Arthropoda; Malacostraca; Decapoda; Penaeidae
Product: bestrophin-2-like
Molecular function (GO): chloride channel activity
Source: RefSeq, a predicted model, not a curated record